Dermacentor andersoni is the source of this 1812-nucleotide messenger RNA. NCBI's taxonomy places the organism in Eukaryota, Metazoa, Arthropoda, Arachnida, Ixodida, Ixodidae. The record is from RefSeq and is a predicted model, not a curated record.
CCAAGAGAAGGGAAGCGCAGCCGAUGACGGCAGAAGACUAAAUGCGGUGCGACGAAAUUAGGAAACUAGCGGGUGCUAGUUGGAAUCGGUUGGCGCAGGACAGGGGCAAUUGGAGAUCGCAGGGAGAGACCUUCGUCCUGCAGUUGACAUAAAACAGGCUGAUGGUCAUGGUGAUGAUUGAAGUAAUGAAAUUCCUUAGCUUCGGAUACGCGAUUGCAAUACAGGUUUCAACUGAAACAGGAAUAACAGCAGUUUUUCUACUACUCAGCUUUAUUCCAUCAGACCCGUGCAGUGAUUAAGAAAAAAAAAAAAGGCGCACCGUGUGUGAGACAUUCCCGACUUCACUCAACGACAUAUGACAAAUACAACGCACUCCUGGCAGCCAUUGGGCCGCUUCUCGCUCUUUUUCACGCACAUGCGAGGCUUGGCGAAUUGAUAAAAGCACGCAAUAUCUGGCAUAUUCUGAUAUAUAAAUUCACAAAGGAAAGGUGAAGUGAUAGUCUGCAUUCGACUGCAGCUGCGCCGUGUGCACCGCUGCAUUGGCUGCACGCGCAUCCGGUGCGCACAGCGCCCCCUGUUUCAUUGCCAUGUUGCAGAGCUCCUCGCUCCCGCCCGUCACACUGUGCCGUCGAUAGUCGCCAUAAAUCUUUGAUGUCGGCGUUUCUUUUGUCUGUGUGCCAACCGGCCUUGUUUGCUCGCAGUGUAGUGCGUAAAUCGUGCGUGGGAAACAGUCGUCGUUCACUGGCGCUUUCGAGCUGGCUGUGCUCAUCAAAUGUCGCCGGCAGCGCAGCGUCACAUGACGGAAUGUCGGGCGAGUCACACGACGGUGGUUCAUGCGAGCGGCCUCCUGCCAGCCUCGAAGAAUCGUACAGGCGCUGCUUUGUGGGCGGCGACCUGUCGGCGCAGUACAAAUCGGCAAGGCCCGUGAUGCCGCCUGCGAUGGUCGCAGACAUCGUCGAGUACGUGAACCAAACGGUUUCAUGCAAGGAUGGUGUUUGUGCCGACGUCGGAUGCGGUCCUGGACAGAGCACGGAACGUUUUUGUCCGCACUUUAGGAGAGUGGUGGGCAUCGACAUCAGCGAGACACAGAUCGGCAUAGCACGAGCAGCUUGCACCGCCAAGAACGUGAGCUUCGAGGUGGCCAACGCCGAGUCCCUUCCCUUGGACGCCGGCUCCGUGGCACUGGUGUCGACGGUGUUGGAACCGCGAAACGUAACAACGGUGAAUGCGCUGCACUGGUUCCACUGGGAUUCCUUCUUCGCCGAGGUUCGCCGGGUGCUGGUGGACGGCGGCGUAUUCUGCCCGUCGAUGUACCGGCUGCGCGCCGUGGCUGAGCCGGGGCUCGAGGACUGCUUCGAGAAGUUUCGGCACCAGGAGUUUAAGGGCUACCUGACUGCUCAACACGACUUCUGGACGUACGGCUACGAGACAACAGAGGUCCCCUUCAGGGACGUUCACAAGAAGGACUUUGCAGUAAAAGAGAAAACGAGGUUAUCGGAUGUCAUGGCAUGUGUUAGGACGUGGAGUUUUGUGAUACGAAUGGAAGAAAAGGAACCCGAGCGUGCCAAGCAGGCUCUCGAGAGACUGGAGACGAGAAUUCGCUCGAAACUUGGCAAGCCUGAUGAAGACGAUCCUGAUGUUCAAGUAGCCUACAGAGCAUCUUACAUCCUUUGUCGAAAGUGAAAUACCUGGGAAAUUAUAAGAAUAUGCUCGUGCGCAUGCCUCGGGUUCAGUAAAUCAACAAUUAAAAUACGUCAGGCCGGCUCAGACAAUUCUGCAGAGGGGACCAAUAAACUUGUUGCUUACAGUUUA